Molecule: messenger RNA, 951 nt
Organism: Penicillium soppii
Lineage: Eukaryota; Fungi; Ascomycota; Eurotiomycetes; Eurotiales; Aspergillaceae
Product: putative S-adenosylmethionine-dependent methyltransferase
Exons: 2
Coding region: 1-951 (316 amino acids)
Biological process (GO): peptidyl-lysine monomethylation; peptidyl-lysine dimethylation
Cellular component (GO): cytoplasm
Molecular function (GO): protein-lysine N-methyltransferase activity
Source: RefSeq, a predicted model, not a curated record
AUGGCAGACUCAGACUCUCACCCGGCAUACCUGUCGCCUAGCGAACUGGGCACAAAAGACUACUGGGAAAACUACUACGCCCGCACGCUAGCGCACAUCUCGCACGAAAAGCCCUCCGCAGAAGCCCCCGCCGAAGCAGAAGCCUCAGACUCCGAUCUAAACGACGAAGACGACCCAGGCACAUCAUGGUUCAGCGAGCACAACGCCCCGCAGAAGGUUCUGAAAUUCCUAACGCAGAAAUCCUUUCCCUGUGCGCCGCGCAACACCGCCAGCGCCAGCGUUCUCGAUCUCGGCACCGGGAACGGGAGCAUGCUUGCGUUGCUGCAGAAGAGGGGCGGGUUCCGGGGGAGGCUAGUUGGCGUUGAUUACUCAAGGCAGAGUGUUGAGUUGGCGAGGGAGUUGCAGCGGGGACGGGGCCAUUCGGCUUAUCGGAGUGAUUCUGAAGAUGAAGAUGAAGAUGAGGAUGAGGAGGAUGGCGCGGAGCCAGCAGUCCCGGAGUCAAAGGCGGAGGCAGACUCAGAAGUGGCGCCCAUUCAAUUCGAGGAAUGGGAUAUCCUUGGGUCGGAGGCACCGCUCUCUGAAACUGGGCUCGCGAGCUCACCCGCCCAUGCCCUCCCCUGGUUCCCGUACGACGAUGGUGGCUUUGAUGUCGUUCUUGAUAAGGGGACUUUUGAUGCUGUUUCGUUGGCUGGGGAUGCGAAAAAUGCGCGUGUUUGUGAGCGGUAUCCUGAUAUUGCGAGGCGGCUGGUCAAGCGCGGUGGGUUCUUGGUUGUUACCACUUGCAAUUGGACUGAGGAGGAGCUUGUGCGGUGGUUUACUGGGGAUCGGGGGAGUGGGGAUCGGCUGGUUGUUUGGGGGCGUGUUGAGUACCCUGUUUUUAGAUUCGGGGGCAUCAGGGACAGGGCGUGUGUACGGUUUGUUUCCAGAGGGUCGGGGAUGAAUAAAGUGUAG